CUUGUCACGUUACCUCUCCACCUUACAUUCUCUCUCCCCUCCGUUUUAAACACAAUAAACCCCUCCACCACUUCACUCGUAUUCUCUCCCCUCCUCGUCGUCGGUGGUAUUUCCACAUGGAUUCCCAUCUCACCACCACCACCUCCGUCUCCCCCGCCGUCGUCACCGCAGAUCAUACACCGACAACCGCUUCCAUCACUCACACCCUCACUCUCAUCCACGACAACAACCAUGAUCCUUUUACCAAAAUCCAAGCCGCUAAAGAGAUCCGUCGCCUCACCAAAACCUCCCAGAGCUGCCGUCGUCAGUUUUCCGACGCCAUCGUUCCCCUCGUCUCCAUGCUCCGGUCUCCUUCCCUUGAAGCCAAGGCCGCCGCCCUCCUCGCUCUCCUUAAUCUCGCCGUACAGGACGAAACGAACAAGAUUAGUAUCGUGGACGCCGGCGCAUUAGAACAAAUUGUGAGUUUGUUUGAAUUAAAGAACACAAACAUGCAAGAACACGCCACAGCAUUAUUAGCGACACUUUCAGCAUCCGUCGCAAAAAGAUCGACAAUCGGAAAAUCAGGGGCGAUUCCAUUUCUUGUAAAGAUCAUUGACAAAGGAACCCCACAAGCUAAAUUCGACGCCGUUUUAGCACUUUCAAAUCUCUCAUCCGAAUCCGACAAUCUCAAAAUCAUCCUCGAAUCGAAUCCUAUACCUAACCUAGUACAAAUCCUUAAAACCUCAAAAAAAUCCUCGAAAAUCUCGGAAAAAUGCACCGCUCUUCUAGAAGCUUUAGUCGGUUUCGAAGACGGAAGAGUUGCGCUAACUUCGGAAGACGGCGGAGUGUUAGCAGUCGUCGAGGUUCUCGAACGUGGGUCCCCACAAAACCGGGAACACGCAGUGGGGACACUUUUAACUAUGUGUGAAACCGACAGGUGUAGAUAUCGUGAGCCGAUUCUGAAAGAAGGUGUCAUUCCGGGGCUCUUGGAGCUUACUGUUCAGGGAACCUUAAACUCCCAGAAGAAAGCGCACACACUCCUUCGAUUACUCCGAGAAUCGCCGUACCCUAGAUCGGAAAUGGAACCUGACACGUUGGAAAACAUCGUGUGCGACAUUAUUUCGCAGAUCGAAGGAGAAGAGCAAUCGGGAAAUGCGAAACAAAUGCUGGCGGAUAUGGUGCAAGUUAGCAUGGAGCAGAGUUUGAGACAUUUACAGCAACGGGCUUUGGUUUGUACGCCUUCGGAUUUACCGAUUGCUAGUAAUUGUGGCUCCAAAGUUUCUUUAAAAUACAACUGAUUUUUAUUUAUAUAUAUAUUUUUUGGGUUUUUUUUUUUGUUUUUGUUUUUAUUUUUAUUUUCCAUGAAUAUAUCAUGGAAAUUGUGAGAUUGGGGUGUCGAUGAUAGGG
Messenger RNA from Lactuca saligna, 1386 nucleotides. The record is from the annotation of a GenBank genome assembly. Lineage: Eukaryota; Viridiplantae; Streptophyta; Magnoliopsida; Asterales; Asteraceae.